CAUGUAGCUCACUCGCGUCCCGUCAGAUAAUGCUCGUCGGCAAGCGACUUGGACGGGGCCGCGCCACCAGAUUCCUCCGCGCGCUCUCGGAAGGCGCAUCCGCCGCCGCCGCCUCGCCUGAGACCGCAACCUCAGGAAGGGCGGGAGGAAGUGCGGUCGCAUUCUGAAAGCCCCUCCGCGACGCCUAAGACUGGCAUGAGCGAGGCUCCGCCGCCGACAGUGAAAAGAUGUGGCGGCGAGUGACAGCUCUGCUGGUGUUCACUGUUCUACAGAGUGUGAUUGGCACCCAACACUGUCAGCACACAUGCAAGUGUAAUUCCAUUUCACCAACUAAAGAAUCGCCACUGCGAGCAGAUUGCAGAGAAGAACCUAGUGGGGAGUGGGCAAAGAAUAUCAAAACUCUCAAGAUAAGAGUCAAGUUGCACCAACUUACAACAACAACUUUACAAGAUGCCUGGAAAUUAACAGACGCUGAUUUUCGAUUUUGCAAUAUUACUCAAAUUAUGUCAAAUGCACUAGCAAAAGUGACUAAUUUAUCCAACCUUUGGUUGUCACAUAAUUUAAUUGAAAAAGUGGAUUUGGAAGCAUUCUCAAAACUUGAGAAUCUCAAGCGAUUAUUCUUGGAUAACAACAGAUUAACAACUUUCAGUACUAAUAUGCAUUUAUCACUGAAAUAUCUUGCAGACUUGUUUUUACAAAAAAACAACUUAACAGAUAUUCCACAGUUACCACCUUCCUUAAAGUAUUUAGACAUUUCAAACAAUAAAAUCACAACAUUGAACACUCAACUAAUGGCAAAUUUAGCAUAUUUGGAUGUAUGCAUAAAUCCUAUAAAUAAUAUAAAAAGUCAUGAAAUACUGAAGAAAAUGAAAUCAUUAUGUUUAAGUGGAAACAUUAAUUAUAUACCUGGGAACUUCAGUUCAUAUUUCAUAAGUUUACAAAAUUUUACUUUCAUAUCUUAUCCCAAUAAAACUGUUUUAAAUAAAAAAUAUGACAAACGCUUGACGCUUCAUAAUGUUAAUAUAUUUCAUAUAGGUAAUACAAAUUUUCAAGACUUAUUGUUUCUAAGACACAUGAAUAAAAUGGAGACACUGAAAUUACGGGGAGUAAACAUUGAGGAUUUUGGAAGUAUAGAUACAGUACUUCCCACUUUUCAGCAAGUGAAAAACCUUGACUUCGAAGAUAGUCCUGCACUAGUAAAAACAAUUUUAAACAAUUUCCAAGGUUUACAGAACCUGAGCAAUCUGGAAACAAUUAGUUUAAAAAACUCAAAUGUGGUGCAUUUACCAUGUGAACUUUGCCAAAUGCAAAAUUUUUUUAAAAUUGAUUUUCAGAACAACCCUUUGGACUGUGAUUGUCGGAUAUCAGAAAUAGAAGCAUCACUUCCUAAUCCUUUGAGGGAUUAUAUCAUACUACCCGAAAAUACAAAAUGUCAAUCACCCCAACAAGUGUUUGGGUUGCAAAUCUACAAAUAUGGAAGACACAUCAACUGUUCUGGAACGGAAAUAUGUGGAAGGGAGAACUUUACAUGCAAAAUAAUUCCAAAUCUUGUAAUAACUACAUCAAGCUCAUUCAUAUAUGAAGAUGACAAUUCAAUAUAUUAUAUAAUCCUUGGUGUAGUAAUAGCAAUACUUGGAACAACAAUAAUUUGUCUCAUUAUUACUUCUAUAAUUUUGAGAAAAGAGAGACGUGUAGAACCACAACAAGAAAUUCAAACCCAAUCAUUCCAGCAACUUCAGCAAACAGCAUCCGAAGACACUUUACUCAUAUAAUAUUGUGGUCUACAAUACUAUUUCGUUUGAAACCCGUUAUUAUUAAUAUUUGAGUAGAGUAAGCAUUUUCUUAUAGAAAGGAAUUCGUUAAACUGUUAAGUAAGAAUAAAACUUACAAAAUCAAAUUUAGAAUGAAAAAGGAGGCGUCAAAAAAUUGAGGCCCUGAUCAAUACCUUUAUAAUCAAAACUUCACUACUAUGAAAUUCCCAGAUGUUUCUAGUAUGUUAGAUUUCCAUGCAUAAGGGCACGGGUUCAAUUCGCAUAGGGAGCAAGUGAAAUUUUCCAACAUUGCAGUUGCUGGGCCUGAGGAAAUAGGGAAGCAGCUGAAUGCAAGUAAUGGCAUUUAUGUAGGCAGAGGUGUUAUUCAUAGGGCCAGUUAAUACUUCCACACUCUCUGGAAAAGUGCACAAAGCAAUGACAGAUACCUCACUCCCUCUACUUGCCUAGUGAGGAUCCAAACCCAGCCUUCAGACUAAUGGCUAUAAAGACACUUCUACGAUAACAAACUCUUUAGAAUUCAUCUGCUGUUUUCUGAGUACUUUAAUAUUUAAUAAUGCAUUCUUAAACUGAAAAUUGUAAAUACAAAAUCAAUAACCAUUAAUCUACCAUAAGUCAAAGAUGCAAGAUGCAUUAUUGAACAUUGUGAACUAUCUGGAAAGUUUGAACAGUGGAAUACACUAUUUCAUUUGACAAAUCUCCAACAGAAUCCUUCUCAAAUAAAGAGCAAGAAGUACUGUGAAUUUUGGAGUGAAUUGUGCAGCUUUACUAGUGAUUUAUUAUAUAAUUAAACAUGAUGAGUAAAUGAUUAUUCUUUUUUAGAAUAAAAAUAUCUGCCAAUGUCAUAUUGCCAUGUCAUAUUGCAUUAUAGAAAUAAGUGUUGCCUUAAAGAAAACUAUAUAAAUGAAAUAAGUGAAGUGUUUGUUAAGUGGACCCAGAAACCUAAUGCCUUUUUUAAAUUUAUUUAUUUAAUGCCAUACAUUGUUGAAAAACUGUAUUAGGCAUACCUUAGGCCUGUGGGAAUAGCUGCUCUUAGUGUCCCGAAUCAAAAUAAGGGGCCAUCUGAAUUCUUACUCAAUGGAUCAAGAGAAACAUGACAACUUAACACAGGGGGCACAGAUACAGAAAAAUUUUACAAUCUGCAUUCAAGGUGACCUCCUGUGGUAUUAUAUAUUAAAAAUGAUAACAUGACUUAUCAAAUUUACAAAAUGUGCCAAUAAUUUCCAUAAAACAAAUACCAUCUUUGUUUUUGAUACUCUGCUGAGUCUGUUUUGAAUAAAUACAAAUAAGCAGUUGCACAAUUAUAUUCUUGAAAUUUGAUCUUGUGCACUGGCUUUAAUUAACAUUGACAGGUACAGUGUUGCACUUUAAGACAAGUUAAGCUUCCACAGAUAACAAAAUAAUGGAAAAACGUUGAUUGCUCAAAAAUUUCAAUGGAUCAUCUAUAUAAACCAUAUGUAAACUAAUUUAGAAAAAAAGUGAUUUUAGUUGAUGCUUACAACUAUAUCAGUAAAUCUGAAUGUCAUGAUUGAGGACAGAUAAUCGCCUUAAAUAUGUUUCUUAUUUUGGGAGCUUUACAACUGCAAUUUUGUAAGUACUGUCAAAUGAGGUAACUGAAGCCCUUUCAGUUUAACUUUGGCAAACAAAAUUCACGAUUUGUAUUUUUGAAUCUGUUUUGAUGUUGAAACAUUCAAAUAUAUCUUCCUCUGGUCGAUAAAGGUCAGUACUGAGCACAUUCUGGAGUGCAUUGGAUGAAUUUCUCCCAUAUAAGGGUAACUCAGUUAUUCACGAAACAGCAGUAAUUUCACUUUUAUUUAUCUUCAGGGAAGGUCUGUGUGUUCAGACCACAUACUAAGUGAUAAAAAUCAGUGAGAAAGAAAGAUAUACCUAUAUAAUUUCUUUUUUUAAACGUAUUUCUAUCCCAAAUAAACAGCAUUUUAUAGAAGAUUUUUUAUUUGCUUUUUUGCUAGCUCUGGGCCGAAG
Molecule: messenger RNA, 3752 nt
Organism: Gryllus bimaculatus (two-spotted cricket)
Lineage: Eukaryota; Metazoa; Arthropoda; Insecta; Orthoptera; Gryllidae
Source: the annotation of a GenBank genome assembly